Diospyros lotus (date-plum) is the source of this 2859-nucleotide messenger RNA. RefSeq names its product scarecrow-like protein 22. Lineage: Eukaryota; Viridiplantae; Streptophyta; Magnoliopsida; Ericales; Ebenaceae. The transcript has a single exon. Gene Ontology annotation, cellular component: nucleus. Gene Ontology annotation, molecular function: DNA-binding transcription factor activity; sequence-specific DNA binding. The coding region runs from base 485 to 2626 and encodes 713 amino acids. Gene Ontology annotation, biological process: regulation of DNA-templated transcription. The record is from RefSeq and is a predicted model, not a curated record.
ACAAAUAAACUGCAAAAUUGGGAAGAGAGAGAGAGAGAGAGGGUGAGGGGAGGAGGAGGGGUGAGCUUACUUUAUUGCCUUUUUUUGUGAUGCACGCAUCCAUGGCAGAACAGGAGAAGAGUACGGACUACUGCUAGGACACAGCAAAGAGGGGUAGAAGGAAGAGGAGGAGGAGAGAGAAGAAGGAGAAGAAUAAGAAACCAACAAGUUUAGAGAGAGAGAGAGAGAUAAAACAAAGGGAGGGUAUGGAGCUGAAUCGGUGAUAUGGAGCUCAAAAGGAAGAGAAAAAGCCAGGUUCAGCUCUCUGGGUUGAUGGGUCUCUUCAGAGAUUCAUGGCCUUGAAGGUUGCUUUGAGGCUCAAACAAGUCCAGGCCCCGAAGACAGCCAAAACCUAGGUGGCCAUCCUUUUUCUCAACAUUCAAGGGUUUUUCUCUGUGCUCGGUUGAGAUCUCGGGUUUUCUCGAGCUUUUGCGUUCGAUUUUAGAUGAUAGGAAUGCAAUAUAAGCUGCAGGGAGGGAAGGGCUUGUUGGAAGUUUCAGCUUUUGGUUCCGUUUCUUCUUUGGAAUCCAAGUGGAAGAAGAAAGAAGACGUUUCUGCCAGCAAUGAACCCAUCUCCGUGCUCGACACCCGGAGCCCGAGCCCCUCCACCUCCACAUCCACGCUCUCCUCCUCUCUCGGCGGCAGUGCCGCGGCGCAGAAGUGGUUGGUGUCCAUGCCGCCAGAGAUUGGUUCGGUGGACGUGACGGAGUCCGCCGGAGCGGGCGCUCGUAAGGAGGAAUGGGCGGCGGAGCUGCAACAGAUUCCGGCAGGGCUGGAGGUCUCCGGUGGCGAAAGGCCUGGGUUUGGGCCGGAGGAUUGGGAGAUUUUGUUGGUCGAACCCGGUCAAGAUCAGUCUCUUCUCCCGUGGAUUGGUCACGAGGUGUUCGACGCUUCGUUUGGUCUCAAGCAGGCUAUGAAUACCAACGAAAUUGAAGCCCAUUUCGCUCCCUGCCUUGCCGAUCAGGGCUCAACUGCUAAUGCCAUGGCCGGCGCCGCUUCUCUUUCAUGUUCUGGAGGUUCAAAGACUACUCCAACUACGCCAAAUUCUUCGUCCGGAAUGGGUAAUUCCAAAGCUGCAAAUUCUGAGCUUAACCCACAAACCCCCAUAUUCGGUUCCUCUACCGAGCAUCCUUUCCCUAGUGGUGUGAUUUUUCAGCAACAAGAGCUUGAAGCCCCAGAGGAGAAACCUCAGAUUUUCAAUUCCCAUCUCUUGAUGAACCAACAACUAGUGUCUCAGUUAAGCCAGAAUCAGAACUUGUUCCCACCAUCAACCCAACAAGAUUCGGUUAAUUUCCUGGAGUCUCAUUCAAAGCGGCAGACUCAGAAUCUGGGAGUUGUAGACCUUCAUUCUCAAAUCUCAAAAGCCCCAUUUUUGGACAUUGGCCAAGAGUUUUGGUUCCGGAAGCAGCAGCAGCCAUCACCACUGGGUUUGCCUCAGCAAAUGCAAGUGGUUCCUUCUCUCCAUCUCCAGCAGCAAGCCAUAUAUGAGCAGCUGUCUAAGGCUGUGGAGCUGAUACUGGCUGGGAAUUUCUCACACGCGCAAGGGAUAUUGGCGCGGCUCAAUCACCAGCUCUCCCCUGUGGCAACCAAGCCCUUUCAAAGGGCUGCUUUUUACUUCAAGGAGGCCCUUCAGUUGCCACUCCUCAUUCCCAACCUACUCAGCUCUCAGUCUCUGCCCCCAAGGACUCCCACUCCCUUGGAUGGCUUUUUCAAGAUGGGUGCUUAUAAAUUGCUCUCUGAAGUCUCUCCACUCAUUCAGUUCAUGAACUUCACUUCCAACCAGGCCCUGCUUGAAGCUCUUGGUGAUGCUCAGCGUGUUCAUGUAAUCGAUUUUGAUGUUGGGUUUGGUGCCCAGUGGGCAUCUUUUAUGCAGGAGCUUCCUGGGAGGAGUAAUAGAGGUACCCCUUCUUUGAAAAUUACUGCUUUUGCCUCUCCUUCGACUCAUCAUCAUCUUGAGCUCGGACUUAUGCAUGAAAAUUUGACGCAAUUUGCCACUGAAUCUGGUAUCAAUUUUGAGCUUGAAGUUGUGAACUUUGAUGCUUUUGAUCCAAACUCUUAUCAGAUGCCUCCUCUCCAAUCACCUGAUAAGGAGGCAAUUGCUGUGAACUUCCCUAUCUGGGCCUGUUCAAGUCGUCCUUCUGUCCUUCCGGCUCUCCUCCGCUUCAUAAAGCAGCUCUCACCAAAUAUUGUGGUAUCACUGGGACGUGGGUGUGAACGAACCGAUCUCCCCUUCUCACACCACGUCAUGCACGCCCUCCAAUAUUAUGAGGCUCUCUUGGACUCUAUUGGUGCUGCUAAUGCAACUUCUGAAGCCAUGAGCAAGAUUGAGAGGUUCCUAAUCCAGCCUAGGAUUGAAAGCAUGCUGUUGGGGCGGCUGAAUUGCCCUGAACAUAUUCCCCAUUGGAAAUCCCUAUUUGCUUCUGCAGGGUUCUCACCCGUUGCAUUGAGCAAUUUCACAGAAGCCCAGGCAGAAUGUGUUCUGAAGGGAAGCCAAGUUAGGGGAUUUCAUGUGGAGAAGCGCCAGGGAUCGCUCAUCCUGUAUUGGCAGGGCCAGGAGCUUGUGUCAGCUUCAGCUUGGAGGUGCUGAGGAGCAGAAAUUUAACAAGCAGGGAGAUUAAUACUAGUAAUGCUAUCUUUCUCUUAGAGCUUUUAACUUGCCAUACUCUUUGAGAUUUAGUGGAAUAAAUCUUGGAACUAUGGGUUGCCACCUCUUUUAUGCUUGUAUGCUUUCUUGCUUGUGAGACUCCUCUGCUUGUUGUCUAUUUAGUGUACACCCCAGACUUGGGGAAGGAAGUAAGUAAAGUUUGGCGGUUUCGUAUC